Auanema sp. JU1783 is the source of this 1638-nucleotide messenger RNA. Lineage: Eukaryota; Metazoa; Nematoda; Chromadorea; Rhabditida; Rhabditidae. The record is from the annotation of a GenBank genome assembly.
AUGUCCACAGCGGAUCCGAAGAUAGUUGAGUUAGAUAAAGUAUUACCGUUAUCGAAAAUCCGGUCAUAUGAUGACUUUGUUCGAAUGGGGCGAUAUUGCUACCUCAUCCUCAUUUUCUCCGAAUUCAUUCUCCUAUCAGGAGCAGGAAAUAUGGUCUAUAUGGUCUAUGCAGGUGCUGCUCCUCGAUCAGUUUCAUGCGUAGGUAGUAACUUCACCAUAGAGGAUGUCUGCAAACAGGGACUGAACCACAGGGAAUUGACUGAUUGUGAACUAAAGAUUGAUUACGAGUUCAAGUCCAUCAAUGUAGAGUUUGAAUAUGUCUGCAAAGAAACAGCUCUGGUGAAAAGUAGCAUUUCUGUUCAAAUGAUUGGUGUAUUAGUUGGUACUCUCCUGUUCGGAAGCUUGUCUGAUCGUUUUGGAAGAUUAAAAGUUCUCAUGUUCUCUUUCACAAUGAGCUCACUCGCCUCUCUCCUCUGCUCUUUCUCGACUUCCCUCUCUAUGUUUACAAUCUUAAGAACAAUUCUGGGAUUUUUCACUGGUGGUGUGAUUGGAACGUAUGCUGUCUAUCAGAUGGAGCAGAUUCCUAAGAAACAUCGUUUUUGGGUAGCUGCUAUUAUAGCUUGGGCACCCAAUUACAUUUUGAUAAACGGGAUAGCUUAUAUCGCGAAAGACUGGCGAACGUUCCAACUACUAAUCCUUGCAACCAGUUGCCCAGCUUUUCUGUUUUGCUUUUAUGUUUAUGAAUCUCCUCGUUGGUUGAUCCAAAGAGGUAGAAUCAGUGAGGCCAGAGAAAUAAUGCAGAAUAUCCAGAGGUUAGACCAAGUUGAUGACUUAAAAAAAGAAGAAAUGGAGAAAAUGCUUGACGCUGAGUAUCAGGAACAAGUUGCCAGCGAAGGGAAACUGAAAAACUAUAAUAUGUGCCACUUGUUUCACACCCCCAGUAUGGCACUAUCUACGACCGUUCUCUGUAGUGGAAAGUUCUUCACAAGUAUGGUCAAUUAUGGGCUCGUGUUCAAUAUGGAAAGUUUGGCUGGUUCUUUAUUCUUGAACUCUGUGCUUAUGGGUAUGUUACGUUGGGUGCUGAACAUCCUGACGGGUCUUCUGGAUUACAAAUAUAAAGGACUAGGUAGAAAGCCUGUUCAUUUGCUUUCCCAAAUGACAACUGCCUUUUCUGUAGGAAGUGCAGCUCUCAUAUAUUAUUUUGAAGUUGAAGAGGACUACAAAGGUUUUAUCCGAUAUGCUGCAAUCAUUGCGAUAUCCACGGCUUCACAAGUCUUCAUUACUAAAGCUGUUGUUUCUGUGGAAUAUUAUCCAACUGUGGUUCGAAAUUCUGCUCUAGCGAUUCAGUCUGUUUCUAGUCGUGUAGGAACAAUAUGCGCGCCACAACUGUUCAUUUUGGCAGCAUCGACAAUGACCAUUCCAUACAGUAUUCUCUUCUUAAUGGCAACUCUUGACACCAUUUUCUUCCAAAUUACACUCCCAGAAACAAAAGGAAGAGCUUUACCGGAGAACCUACUACCCAAGAGAAGAAAGAAAUCAGGCUUAGAUGAAGAGGAAAAGAUGAUUCCUGUACCGAAAAAUUCUUUUAUGUAUCCCUUGACAACAACCAAGAGCGAAGAAACUGACUCCAAGAUGUAG